Molecule: messenger RNA, 201 nt
Organism: Rotaria sp. Silwood2
Lineage: Eukaryota; Metazoa; Rotifera; Eurotatoria; Philodinida; Philodinidae
Source: the annotation of a GenBank genome assembly
AUGAUUAAUAAUGAAGUUAAAACAAAUACACGACAAACAUGUACAUAUGAUCGUAUUCUUAUUAAUUGUGACAAGUUUGUGAGAGCUAUUGUACAAGGAAGUAAUACGACAGUAAACAUUCAACAGCGCUUUGGUAUGACAUUAGAUCAAGCACUUGACAUCAGUGAUCAUUUUCCAGUUAAAUUUGAUCUUAAUUGGUAA